AGGAGCCCUAUUCUAUUGAUAUUUUAGGCUUUACACAGAUAAUCAGAUUAGAUCGAUAUCCCUUUUCAUUAGACCCAUCGAAGCGUGAACUCUGUGUAAACUGGACUCCAACUUGGGUCACAGAAGAGAAGCAACAGUUCGGCCCAUACGAAAAAUGCAAAAUACAAACAUAACUUGAGCAAAGCUGCCAUUGACUCCGAUCUUCUCUUUCUCUGCUUCUGCAGCUAUGGCGUCUACAGUGACUCGCAGAUUUACAAACAAACUUCUUAGAAAUCCUUCAUUUCUCAGAGAUUCCCAAAUAAACCCAAAACUCUCAACCCCCUUCAAUUCGUAUGUCAAAUCAGCUCCUUUUAGCCAGAGUCAAAAUCAUCCACCAUUUAUUGGGAUGAUACAAAAGCAAUUUCAUUCUUCUCAGUAUACGGAGAAUCUCAGAUUUCAAGUUCGUGGAUUAGCGUUGACGAAUUGCCAAAACCCUUUAAAGAUGAACCCCAGAUACUUUUCAUCUGAGGGUAGUGGAAACCCUAAAAGCCCUAGCGAGCAUCCGAGUGAAAACCCUGAAUUUAAGCACCAGGAGAUCACAGGACCAACUGUAGAACGUGACGUCACGCCACUUGCGAAUGAGACCCGUGAAGUGCUUGAGAAAAUGCUUAAGACAAUGUAUAAUUUGAGUAAAGCAUUUGCUGUACUUGGGCUUGUUCAUCUUGGUUUAGGAGCUUGGCUUACUUACAAGACUCAGUCUUCCCCAAUUCCUGAGAUUUCGAUACAGAGUUUCUUGGCUUUUGGGUUGCCAUUUUCCUUGGCAUUCAUGUUGAGAAGAGCGCUGAAGCCGAUUUACUUCUUUAAGAAAAUGGAAGAACAAUCUAGGUUGCAGAUUUUGACUCUUACUCUACAGGCUGCUAAGCAAUUGAACUUGUUGUUUGUUCGUGCUCAAGGUGUUACUUACUCUUGUGUUGCUGUUACAUCCCUUGGAUUGAUCCUUGUUGUAUUCUCUAGAUUGAGUAAUUGAUAUGAAGAUGAAUAAGAGUUGCCAAUUUUGAAUGUUCUAAUCUUUUGAUUUGAAACACUCGAUUUAAGUAGUUGCAAUAAGUGUUUGAUGUUGAAUUUAUAAGCUAAAUACUGAUCAAGAUCAGAUUUUAUGGGGAAGUUUUAGCGAAUAAUGUUGAGUACAAAGAAAAUCUAUCAUACCUUUUGUUUUUGCUUUGUCACUGUUCCAUUGAUGGAGAUAUUUGGUGCACUUCUGAUCUAUUUGAAACAGAGCUUUGUUGA
Molecule: messenger RNA, 1266 nt
Organism: Solanum lycopersicum (tomato)
Lineage: Eukaryota; Viridiplantae; Streptophyta; Magnoliopsida; Solanales; Solanaceae
Source: RefSeq, a predicted model, not a curated record